Messenger RNA from Teleopsis dalmanni, 1343 nucleotides. RefSeq names its product cell wall protein DAN4-like. Bases 117 to 1208 code for a protein of 363 amino acids. The transcript is spliced from 3 exons. NCBI's taxonomy places the organism in Eukaryota, Metazoa, Arthropoda, Insecta, Diptera, Diopsidae. The record is from RefSeq and is a predicted model, not a curated record.
UAAAAAACGUAAAAGCGCAAUGAGCGAAAGCGAUUCUGAUGAGGACUAUACGAACGAUGGAAAUUAUAGCGAUUAAUGCAAAAAUCAUAUCCAUAAAUAUAUAAACAGUAUUGACUAUGUUUACCGGCAACAAUAACCAGGAUUCCUAUUGGAAUAACUUCUUGAGUCAAGGCCAGACAAAUAUAGGCUCAAAUAGUAGUGUCCAUAACGAAGAGUCUAAAAGCCAGAACUACAAUUUCAAUUACGAAAGCUUUUGCAUGCAAGGUGAUAAAAGUUAUCGCAUUCAAUAUAAUGAGCAAAUUGUACACCAUAAUGCAGAACCAGAUCCACGAUUCAAUCAUUUACAAGAAGCAAACCAACAGCAAAUGCAAACAAAUCCGUUAACAUGGAACUCAGCUGACACAGCAAGUGGAUGCUAUGAGGUACCCACUACAUUGCAACCAAAUUACGGUUCGUAUGCAAGUCAUACUCCAACUGUAACUUCUACAUAUCCAAAUUAUAUUCCAACUUCAACUUCUACUUAUGGAAAUUAUACCGAAUUUGCAACUUCUGCAUAUGAAAGUUGUACUUUACCAGUAACUUCUACAUAUGGAAAUUGUAAUCCAACAACAACAACUGCAUAUGGUAAUGAGAUUCCAUCAGCAACUUCUACAUAUGAAAAUCCAAUGGAAAUGUCUAGCUAUGGUAAUGACAUUGUAAGAACAACUUCUACAUUUGGAACUUCUACUCCAUCAUCAAAUUCUACAUAUGCGGAUUCAACAGUAAAUUCUUCAUAUGAAACAUAUAUUCCACCAACAACUUCUAUGUUGUUAAAUACUACCAAUCAACCAAUGUCGACACCUGUAGAAUACGCAUCCGAAUAUACAUCACGGCAACAUUCGUUUGAUUUUAUAAGCCAUGACAAUUCUUCAAACAAUUACUCAUAUAGUAAUUAUGAAUAUUACAAUAAUAAUACCACAUAUGGGCCACAACCUCGUAAACGACAGCGUCGAAUAGCAAGUUCGACAUCAACAUUUAAUGAACAGCAAAAUAUUUUAUCACCCUAUGAAGUAGUUUUUCGCCGUAAUCAAUUAAUGCGACAACAACUUGCUGCGUCUAUAAGAGAAUUAAGAAUUGAGGAACGACAAUUGCAACUAUUGGAGAAUUUCGUACCCAGUUGUGUAAAUCACCAGAACAUGAUAUUGAGUCGUAUUUUUAUGCUAUUUUAGCAAUUAAGUAAUCUAAGAAAUGAAUGGAAUAUAAUCAAUGGAAUAUAAAAUGGUUGCAAGCUUUUGAUGUAUAAAGCUACAUGGACAUGAAAUCUUACCGAACAUCAAUUAAAAGUAAUUGGUAUUUUUUCAAAA